AAGGGAGCGCGUCCAAUCCUGCUUGACCCUGUCGCUUUGUGUCAUGCAGGCUUGCAGGAAGACGUGGUUAAUGCCAUAAUAGACGUGCGAUAUUAUUAUCGUGUAUUUUCACCGCCGAGAUAACCGGUUUUACUUUAAGAGCGAAACGGGACUACCGUAAUAUACAGUUCCAUUAGGUUAAGUAACUUCGGAAGAUGUUGAAAACUAUCGGUCAAGUGGUAUUUUCAACAGGGUUGCAGAAUCCAAAGUUUACCCCUCAAGACAGUAAGAGUCAGGACUAUGAGGUCCGUACAUACCACACCACAAACUGGGUCAGUACCACGGUCACUGGGACGGAGCAGGACGCAGCCUUAAGCGCUGGAUUUAAGAGACUCUUCAAAUACAUCAACGGCAGUAAUGAAAAGAACAUGAAAUUGGAGAUGACUGCACCAGUGACAUGCCUGAUUAACCCAGGAGAGGGACCAGCCUGUGAGGGCUCCUAUUCUGUGUCCUUCUACAUCCCUGAAGAGCACCAGGCUGAACCACCUAACCCCAGCACACCUGAGUUGUUCAUAGAGAGCAGGAAAGAGUUCACCGUAUUUGUGAGGACUUUUGGUGGAUUUGCCAACACUGAGAAAACACGAGAGGAGCUGCUGAAGCUGAGCGAGAGCCUGAGGAGGGAUGGCAUGGCCUUUAAGGAGGCCCCGUACUACCGCGUGGGCUAUGACAGCCCCUUCAAACUAGUCAACCGCAGGAAUGAAGUCUGGCUUUUCAAACAGGAGGAGGGGAGACAGUUUGAAAAGUUACAUCCUUCAACAUGUGGAGGAAAUCCUCACUGAUAAAAAGGAAACACGCAGCCCAUGCACUAGCAGGUUAAUUUUAGAGGUAACUGGUGGCUGAAUAUCAUUCACACUCAGCAAAACCAAGGACUAUGUAUGGAACAACUGCUUCGUCUGAUGCUGAGUCAAAAUAACAAAGGAGGAUCCAUUACCUCAGUUGGAGAGCUUUUCCAGACUAUAACAAUAAAAAUAUGGUAGUCUUGUGCUUGUAUAU
Messenger RNA from Electrophorus electricus (electric eel), 1032 nucleotides. It is a transcript of the gene hebp2, whose product is annotated as heme binding protein 2. Gene Ontology annotation, molecular function: heme binding. Lineage: Eukaryota; Metazoa; Chordata; Actinopteri; Gymnotiformes; Gymnotidae. Gene Ontology annotation, cellular component: cytoplasm. The record is from RefSeq and is a predicted model, not a curated record.